GGAGACCAGGUCAAAUAAGGAGAAUUCAGGGUUAAAGUCACAUAUCAGCCUGAAUUUGAUUCAACGGAAACAUUUUCAGUCACAUUUUUGGUUCAUCUCUAGAUCUUGAACAUGAAGAUGAUGGCUCUGGGAUUUUACCUGUUGGCUCUGCUGGCUUUUUCACAGGCUCAAGAGGAUAGCUCCACACCUAACGCAAUGACCACAACAUCAAGAUCAGAUACUACCAUGUCUACAACAGUCACCACAGAGGGCUCUACCACCAUGCCUACGACCAUCACUACAACUGCUGCGCCACCAAGCAACCCAACCAUCUUCCGAACCAGCCCUAAGACUACCACAACCCAGGGACGUACCACUGUGUCAGUGACUACAACCAUGCCAACAACUACUGCACCAGCCACCACUCCAACUGCAGCUCCAACCACACCCUCUCUUUCAACCGACGCUUCAACAGCUUCAGCCACCAGUACAAGUGGUGCGACUACCUCAAUGCCAACAACUACUGCACCAACCACCACUCCAACUGCAGCUCCAACCACACCCUCUCUUUCAACCGACGCUUCAACAGCUUCAGCCACCAGUACAAGUGGUGCGACUACCUCUACGCCGACGACAACACGCAAUCUCACUAUGGACAGUUCAUCUGCGAACACGACGGCCGACUCCCCCACCCCACAUUCAACCAGCUUACCAACCGAAUCAAUAACAACUGCCGACUCCCCCACCACAAAUUCAAGCAGCUUACCAACCAAGUCAACAACAACGAUGAUGACGACUCCACCAACCCAAACCAUCACCACCCCAAACAGAGGCUCCGGAGUGCAAGCUUCUCUGAUGUUUUCUGUCAUGCCAUUGGUGCUGUACACUCUCUGCCCCUGAGCAGUACCCGCUAAAAUUAACCUGAAGGACCAAACGACUUCAUCGAAUAUGCACUCCAAAGAUGAUAACAAAGGACUGAAUGAAAUCUAGGAAAAAGUCUAACCUGCCCUUGAACUUUGAGUAUAAAUUGUAGCAUUUUUUUUUUAAAUUGGCAGUAUGUGUAAACAAACUUUAGGCAUUUUUUUAAUCUGCAGGUCAAUAGAAACCUAAGGUUCAGAAUUCUUUGUGGGAGCAGGAAUCCUCUCAUACUAUUUUAGUGUUUUGUACUUAUUUAAGAAAACAAUGGAAUACAAUGAGUGUGCUCACAUUUAAUUCAGAAAUUGAUAUCAAAUUUAACACUGAAACAUUAAGGAAAUUAAAAUGGGAAACAACAUUUGAAUGCCAUGUCAAGUUGAUGACAAUGAUUUACAGAAAAGGGGAAAUUGUUCUUCUGAAAGUGCCAUUGUAUGAUGACCCCCUACCAAUGUGAAGCUGAAGUUUGGCAUACACAAUAACCAGACUGUACUCAUCAUGGUCAUAAAACUUCUUCCUAUCAUUUGGUUGUAUAUAUUUGCAAAGGUCAACAAAAAUAAAGCAUAAUUUAUGCAAAGCAAAUGAGGUUCUGUAAAGGAAGAUCAAAGAAAUAUUUUGCACUAUAACUUUAUUCAGGUAGAAGGUAGAAAUACAUAUAUGAAUACAAGUGUAUAAUUCAAAUGUCAUAGCCUUUAUUAAUCCUCUGAUCGACAGAUGGCCAGCAGAGCUUGUAGAUAAUCUCCUUUGAACUUGCUCUGUUUGAAAAGGAAGUACAAAUGUAAAAUGACUCAAUAAAAAUCAAGGUUUGUACAUUU
Molecule: messenger RNA, 1706 nt
Organism: Notolabrus celidotus (New Zealand spotty)
Lineage: Eukaryota; Metazoa; Chordata; Actinopteri; Labriformes; Labridae
Product: cell wall protein DAN4-like
Exons: 2
Coding region: 112-879 (255 amino acids)
Source: RefSeq, a predicted model, not a curated record